AUGACGUCAACCUCGUACAACACGAAUACUAACAACAAAAUAAACGAAAACCUCCACGACUCCACGUACGAACCCGUGAACGAUAAACUUCUCGGAUCCGGCUCGUACGGGUUGACGAAACUCAUGAGGGAAAAAUCUACGGGCAAACAAUACGCGAUUAAAUACAUCGAACGAGGCGAUAAGAUCACCGAACACGUGAGACGAGAAAUUGUGAACCACAGAAACUUGAACCAUCCAAACGUGGUGAAAUUUAGGCAGUGUUUACUCACGCCGACGCAUUUAGCGGUCGCGAUGGAAGCCGUCGGCGGAGGCGAACUGUUCAGUUACGUCCAACAGCAAGGGAAGUUUAACGAGUCGCAGGCGAGGUAUUUUUUCCAACAUCUCAUCAGCGGAGUGGAGUAUUUACACAACAUGAGGAUUUCACACAGAGAUUUGAAGCUAGAAAACACUCUGGUGGAUUUGAACGAGACGCCGACGCUGAAGAUUUGCGAUUUUGGGUUUAGUAAAGGUGGGUUUGAUUCACAGCCAAAGACGCAAAUCGGGACGCCGGCGUACAUCGCGCCCGAGGUGUACGCCGGAGUGCAACCGUACGAUGGACAGGCAAGUGACGUGUGGGCGUGCGGGGUGUUGUUGUACGUGACGUUGGUUGGGAGAUACCCGUUUCAAGAUCCGAAAGAUCCCGGGAGUAGUCAUAAGAUGAUGCAAAGAGUGUUGAGCGGCACGACGGAGAUUCCGAGUUCUUUGAGCGAAGAGUGUAAGGAUUUGAUGGGGAAGAUUUUCGUGACCGAUCCGAAAAAGAGAGCGUCGAUUGAGGAUAUUUAUAUGCACCCGUGGUUUCGGCACGAUUUAUCGCCGAAUGUGCCGCUUGGAAACACGCAACCCGGGCCUGCAGAUGGGGACAUGUUGAAGGAGCUGCAAUCGCUGGAGGAGAUCAACGCCAUCGUGGACGCCGCGAAAGUCGCGCCGAAGAAACCAAAAGGUAGUUGGGGGUACGACGAUGACGACGACGAUGAUUGCGAUCACAUGGGUGGGUCUGGAGAUUUAGGCGGGUCGUUGGAUGUUGAUUAUUAA
This is a messenger RNA of Bathycoccus prasinos, 1071 nucleotides long. RefSeq lists its product with no specific name. NCBI's taxonomy places the organism in Eukaryota, Viridiplantae, Chlorophyta, Mamiellophyceae, Mamiellales, Bathycoccaceae. Gene Ontology annotation, molecular function: ATP binding; protein serine/threonine kinase activity. Gene Ontology annotation, biological process: protein phosphorylation; intracellular signal transduction. The coding region runs from base 1 to 1071 and encodes 356 amino acids. The record is from RefSeq and is a predicted model, not a curated record. The transcript has a single exon.